AUGAAUACACCGAAGGAUUACCUUUGCCCAAUAACACUUGAGAUUAUGGAUUUACCUGUUAUAUUAAUUGAAGAUGGACGUAGUUAUGAAAAACGUGAGCUACAGCGUUGGCUACAGAAUCACAAUACAUCACCAACAACGAAUAAAGUUUUAAAAAAUAAAGAUUUUAUUAUAAAUAUCAGUUUAAAGAAUGCUAUCGAAGAAUUUCGCGAAAAGCAGAUAAAAGCACAACACUGUGAAACACUAUCUCAUACGUUAGAAAUCAAACCUGGAGGAUUACCACAGGAGUUUCAGAAUACGAUAUACUCUCCAUUGCGUAUUAAAAUAUGCCUAUUAGGUGAUUCUUAUGUUGGAAAAACAUCAAUUGUUAAACAUUUACAAUUUCAAAAUCGUGUUUCGAAAACGGAAUACGUUACUACAUGUGGACCUGAUGUUGUCCCGCUACAUUUAAAUCGUUUAUUUGAUGAUCAUUAUGCUGUUUCAAUACAUGUAUAUGAUUUGCCAGGUGAGCUUAAAUGGAAGGAUGUAUGGAAAAGUCAAUAUAAAUGUCACGGUGCUAUAUUUGUAUGCAACGUAACUGAUCAUAAAACGUUAAUAAGUAUUGAAAAUGAAUGGUAUCCUGCAUUGAAAACAUAUGGCUUCGAUUUAUUUGAAGGUGUACUGUUAUGCAACAAAAUCGAUGUGGGUGAAGAUUUUGAAGAUCAAAUAUUUAAAGAUGCACACCGAUUUUCAACAAAUAAUGAUUUAUCCUUAUUUCAUACAUCUGCAAUAACAGGAAAAAAUAUACAGGCUAUGUUCAACCACUUGGUGUUAAGUAUAUUGAGUAAUCGAUUGUUGUUGAAUCAAUUGAAACAAAAUACUGGCAGUACAAGUAAUACUAAGAAUAGACAUAAUGAACGAUCGACUAUAGUAAAUACAGAAAAUAUCGUAUUAACCGAGAAGAGGAAAAGAGACCAAGGCAAAGGAAACAAGAGUGAAUGUUGUUGUUCAAAAAACUAA
Molecule: messenger RNA, 999 nt
Organism: Rotaria socialis
Lineage: Eukaryota; Metazoa; Rotifera; Eurotatoria; Philodinida; Philodinidae
Source: the annotation of a GenBank genome assembly